UUAACGAAUUUCUUUAUUACCUUUUUCUCUCGUUCUCAUAGAUGGAAGUGGAACAAACAAAGAAUAUUAUUCGAAAUUUAGAAAAUUAAUAUUGAAAAACCAGAGUCCCACAAAACUCGCAGAUCUGCUCGUUUUUCGCUUCCUUACCUUUCGAAUCUCCAUUUUUUCGUACUCAUUCAGCUUUCAAAGCUUACUCCAACAUAGUGAAGCUUUUUAAUAUUCAAUGGACGGGAUAGGAGGUGAAGCUGCCUCAGCGGCAGCACCCUUGAGCCAGUGGCAACAUGAUAUUUCAAGGCUUUAUCAAUAUUAUCUGGAUAAGACUACCCCACAUACUGUCUACAGAUGGAUUGGAACCAUCUUUGUAGUGGCAAUUUAUGCUUUGAGGGUCUUCUAUGUGCAAGGGUUCUACAUUGUUUCUUAUGGUCUGGGUAUCUAUAUACUCAAUUUGUUGAUUGGAUUUUUGUCGCCUUUGGUUGACCCAGAGAUGGAAGUUUCAGAUGGUCCUUUGCUGCCUACUAAAGGUUCAGAUGAAUUCAAGCCAUUCGUCCGCCGACUUCCAGAAUUUAAGUUCUGGUACUCUUUUACAAAGGCCUUUUGCAUUGCCUUUGUUAUGACCUUCUUUUCCAUAUUUGAUGUUCCGGUCUUCUGGCCUAUUUUACUUUGUUACUGGAUCGUCCUUUUUGUCCUGACAAUGAGGCGUCAGAUUUCACAUAUGAUCAAGUACAAAUACAUACCAUUUAGUUUUGGAAAGCAGAAGUAUGGUGGCAAGAAACCUUCUGCAAGUAGCGGUAUCUCCAACGACGAUUGAUACAUGGCUUAUUAUUUGCAGCAAUUAGUACAAGUACUGAAUUGGGGGAGAAAUUAGAGACUUGAUAUUCACAGUAGCAGAAAAUUUUUUCAUUGAAGUUACUUGUAGUUAAGAUUGCUUAUGGAUUUAAUCAUUGAUGAGGCACAGGACAUGGUUAUGCCAAAUCCUUUAUGAUAACUGAAGAACUGCUGUUGUAGAAACUCUCAGUUUAAUACACGUCGUGAUCUGUUCAGUUCGCAGGGCUUCAUUUGAA
Molecule: messenger RNA, 1061 nt
Organism: Benincasa hispida (wax gourd)
Lineage: Eukaryota; Viridiplantae; Streptophyta; Magnoliopsida; Cucurbitales; Cucurbitaceae
Product: protein RER1A-like
Biological process (GO): protein retention in ER lumen; retrograde vesicle-mediated transport, Golgi to endoplasmic reticulum
Cellular component (GO): Golgi membrane
Source: RefSeq, a predicted model, not a curated record